Camellia sinensis is the source of this 385-nucleotide messenger RNA. NCBI's taxonomy places the organism in Eukaryota, Viridiplantae, Streptophyta, Magnoliopsida, Ericales, Theaceae. The record is from RefSeq and is a predicted model, not a curated record.
AUCAUCACUAAGAUUUCGAAAUUAUCUCUCUCCUCUGAAACCCUAGAAAUCUUCUCUCUCUAAAAAUGUCUGGCAGAGGAAAGGGUGGUAAGGGAUUGGGCAAGGGAGGAGCAAAGAGGCACAGGAAGCUCCUUCGAGACAACAUCCAGGGAAUCACCAAGCCUGCGAUUCGGCGUCUGGCUCGGAGAGGGGGGGUCAAGAGGAUCAGCGGACUCAUCUACGAGGAGACUCGUGGUGUUCUCAAGAUCUUCCUAGAGAACGUGAUUCGUGAUGCUGUCACCUACACUGAGCAUGCUCGGAGGAAGACUGUGACCGCCAUGGAUGUGGUCUAUGCUCUGAAGAGGCAGGGAAGGACUUUGUAUGGGUUUGGGGGUUGAGUUUUGUA